AUGAAGUUCAAGGAUGCCCCCGAGUACGUCCCUACCGACCCCAACAGCAAGGGCGGUCCCCGCAACGGCCACUAUGCCGCGCUCGACCCCAACUUUGCGGCGGCCCGCGCGGGCGCCGAGGCCAUCAUGGACACGCUGUGGAAGGCCGACGACUGGGAGACGUUCCGCAACAACUGGAAGGGCGAGAGUCCGCUGCCCGAGGGGACACCGAAACCAGGCGUCGAUGUCGAGGCAUCGUACAUCAAGGUCCCCGCGCGGGACGGCCACGAGAUUGAGCUCAAGAUUCUGAAAUCCGCCAAAUCCGCCAAAUCCGCCGCCACCGCCGACGACACCAUUGUUGUCCUGCGCAUGCACGGCGGCGGCUGGGCCAUUGGCUGGCACGACACCGAGGUGAUUGAGAACCUGCACGCCGCCAGCCACCCCAACGUCGUGCUGGCGAGCAUCGACUACCGCCUGGCGCCCGAGCACCCGUUCCCGACGCCGCUCCACGACUGCAUCGACGCCUUCCAGUGGGUCAAGGCCAACGCCCGCGAGGCGCUGCACGCCAACCCCGAAAAGAUUGUGCUGCUGGGCGGCAGUGCCGGGUCGGGCCUGUCGCUGGCGCUGGCGCUGCAUGCGCGCGACCACAACAUCUCCGGCAUCAUUGCGCUGGCCCUGGACUGGCCCACCGGCGCCCACCCCAAGUUCUUCCCCGAGCUGCGCGAGCGCUUCGGCUACGAGCUCGAGAGCUACGUGCAGGUCCCCAACGGCGUCGUGACCGGCGCUCUCGUCAUGGAGUUCUUUUUGGACGCCUACACCCCCAACGUCCAGCACGACGUGCGCCACUCGCCGCUGCUGGCCGACACCUUUGCCGGCCUGCCGCCCGCCUUCUUGCAGAUCGCCGGAUUCGACACGCUGCGUGACGAGGGCGUGGCCGUUGCCGAAAAGCUGCAGCGCGGCGGUGUGCCGACUGAAGUCCACAUCUACCAGGGCCUGCCGCACUGCUUCUCCAUGCUCUUCACUGACCUGCCCCAGGCCAACGACUAUCAGGCCCGCCAAAACGCCUUCUUGGAGAAGACCAUCAAGCUGGCCAAUGCGACGUAA
Molecule: messenger RNA, 1083 nt
Organism: Sporothrix brasiliensis 5110
Lineage: Eukaryota; Fungi; Ascomycota; Sordariomycetes; Ophiostomatales; Ophiostomataceae
Exons: 1
Coding region: 1-1083 (360 amino acids)
Molecular function (GO): hydrolase activity
Source: RefSeq, a predicted model, not a curated record